GGUAUGCUCAAUGUUGUGUACAGGUCGACAGAUUUGGGGGCGGAAGUUGCAUGGUGUGGGGUGUUUUUUGUGUUAAUUUAGCUUGAGUGUACCGGUAGUUUAGACCGUCUGGCCCAGUGACACCCUGGGAUCACGUCAAGAUCAGUAACCUGACAAAAUAGGCAGUGAUAAAACGUGACACAUUGCAAACGACGUUCGUCUCUGGACAGUGGAAACAUUUCAGCAUGUAUUUUCAUACUGAACCAAGAUUUUGACGCGCAAGUCGUAGUCCUGUUCAAGAAAUUAAAAGAAUUUAUAACGAUUCUCAACACAAAGAGAAUAAUGAAAAGUUGAUUUAUUCAUUUUAUGAGAAAACAAAACAUUGAUGCCUAAUGAUGUUCAGGUAGAUGUCACUCAUAAACCGCCAUCUCGGGUAAUUAAAACCAUUCGAAACUGUCAUAAAUAGAUGUUUAUAGUUAUGACUUACAGAGGUAUACUUCCCUGUUGGACUAAUUAGCUUUAUCACACCACAAUUAAUUCUCGAAUGGGAAGGGUUGAUAUAGAAAUAACUCCCUUAGAAGUGUUAUGUGUGAUAACGUGACACACAGAGAGGUUUGAGUGACAGGUGCCCGGGGAGAAUCCACCAAUCAUUAGGGGUACAAAUAGCUGACGCGGAGAGGAUUUUCAUUUCAGUCCCAAACUUGUCAGCAUGGAGCUCUACCUGAUCCUCACAACUGUAGCUCUCGCCGCCAUUCAGGGCGUGUCCGGUGAUUGUCAGACGGAUGCCUACUGUUCGAGUGGUCAGUGCUGCGUCCGCACGUGGCGUGUUUCUGCCGGGAUUUGUCUGAUGAGGGAGCUCUUCACACAGUACUGCAACAGUCCGCCCAAAACCUGCACGAGACAGGCGGAUUGCGGAGCUCACGAAUGCUGUAAGGAGACUUCUCCUGGAAGUGCGACAGGAGUAUGUACUCCCCAUCGCCUUGAGAAAAGCAGUUGUAACUUGACCCCGAAUACCAACACCCCCCUUGACGCCAUGUGUGCUUGCGAGGUGGGCUUCACCUGCACACCGAACCCCGACGCUCCCGACUCACACCAAGGAACGUGUGCGUCUCCAUUAACUCGCGGGUGUCAGGCUCAUAGUGAUUGCCCUAAGAAUAAGUGCUGCACCAGAUUCGGCGGCCACGCUGUCUGCACCACCCCCUCUGGCACCUAUGGAAAGUGUCCUACAUAGACUGGCGUUGCCGACGAACCAUUUUACACCUCAUCUUGUAAUAAAUCAUGC
This is a messenger RNA of Haliotis rubra (blacklip abalone), 1261 nucleotides long. RefSeq names its product keratin-associated protein 10-6-like. The record is from RefSeq and is a predicted model, not a curated record. The transcript has 6 exons. Bases 689 to 1210 code for a protein of 173 amino acids. NCBI's taxonomy places the organism in Eukaryota, Metazoa, Mollusca, Gastropoda, Lepetellida, Haliotidae.